GGUGCAGGGCUGCCCUCGGGCUGCCUCCUGGUGCAGCGGGAGCGUCCGCGGGCCGCUGAGCGCCUGUGCGUGUGGCGGCUCCGUAGCGCACGGAGUUAGUGGGUGUGCUGCUCGCAGCACUGAGGCUGGCACAGUGCCUAGCUGGCUUGUGAGAAAGGUACAGAAUGGCUUACAGCGUGACUCUGAAUGGACCUGGACCGUGGGGCUUCCGACUGCAAGGGGGCAAGGACUUCAACAUGCCUUUGACCAUCUCCAGAAUCACUCCUGGCAGCAAGGCAGCACAGUCACAGAUGAAUCAAGGGGACCUUGUGGUAGCCAUUGAUGGAGUCAAUACUGACAGCAUGACUCACUUAGAGGCUCAGAACAAGAUCAAGUCAGCAAGUUACAACCUGAGCCUCACUCUUCAGAAAUCGAAACGUCCAGUGCCAGUUUCAACCACACCACCCAAAAUUGACUCACCCAGAGCUGUAAUUCCCCACCAGAAGGAACCUGCUUGGGAAAUCAAUGGCAACAGAGCAACCUUCAGUCCUCUAACUAACACGGCGACUGGGCCUAUGGGUAGUGUUUUAGCAACCAAUGGAACAUUUUCAGGCUACUUCAACAAGGAAGAGAUCAGCUUUUCAAAUAGCUCUUCUUACUUAAAGACUACCGCAGUUAGAUCUUCCAUGUCCUCUCAGUCCGUGACUCCUGACGUUUCACCUGCAAAGAGUAAUCUAGGUUCAAAACUAAGCCCUCUACUGACUGAUGGCAAUAGUCCUGUACGCCAGCUGAGCCCUGCAAGGCAAUAUAACAACCCUAUUGGCCUUUACUCAGCAGAAACUCUAAGGGAAAUGGCUGAGAUGCAUAAAUUAAGUCUCAGACGGAGGGCUUCAGAAGGUGGACUUCCUAUAGGUACCCUUCCUAUUAAAGAUCCUCACGUAGACAGUGCAUCUCCGGUGUAUCAGGCUGUUCUCAAAACUCAGAACAAGCCUGAAGAUGAAACUGAAGACUGGAGCCGCCGUUCUGCCAACCUGCAGUCUAAGUCUUUUCGCAUCCUUGCUCAGAUGACUGGAACAGAGUUCAUGCAAGAUCCAGAUGAAGAAGCCCUGAGGAGAUCAAGAGACAAAGAAAAUGCUGCAGCAGCAUCACAAAACAGGGCUACAGCUACUACAUAUGUGCCAAAGUGUGUGACCUCCAGUAUUUUGCAGCCUCCUCAGUCAUGCACCGUGGGUGCCAACACUGGCAGUGCUAAGCCAAUGGCCUCCAAGGGCUCUGUGAGGCCUGGAGUGAGUACAAGUCAGAGGGAAGCCAGUUGUGUCACUACUGGCCAUAAAGUCUCUCUUUCUUCAUCCAGUAAUCGAAGAGUGCUUGCAGCCCCCAGCUCUCUUUCACAACCUAAGCCUGUCCUUGGGUCCAAGAACAUGUCAGUAGCAGCUUCCACUAUUUCAUCCGCUCUCUCAUCUCAGUCUAGUUUCAACCGGCAUUCUUCCACCUCCAUCAGCUACCAGUCGAAGAGAAACACAAGCCAGUCAUAUACACCAGUGCCAGCUUCUGCAAGCUAUGGUGAAAGUCCUGCUGCUUCUGCUGCUUCAAAACCAAGAGUUGUCACUACUGCUAGCAUAAAGCCCUCUGUCUACCAGCCAGCACCUGCACCAGUUCAUUCCUACACCCCUGCCAACACGGAGCCAGCAAGCCGUCCUCCCUGGGUAACAGAUGAGUCAUUUUCCCAGAAGUUUGCACCUGGAAAAACCACCACCACUGUCACGAAGAACAUCCUUCCGAGGGGGGCUCCAGUACCACCUCCUGCCUCUAAAUCUGCAUACCCGUCUCCAGUUUCAGCUUCUCCCCUGGCUCCUGCAAUAGCCCGAGGAACAAUUCAGAGGGCUGAGCGUUUUCCAGCCAGCAACCGAACUCCUCUCUGUGGGCACUGUAACAGCAUAAUUCGGGGUCCCUUCCUAGUAGCCAUGGGUCGCUCUUGGCACCCAGAAGAAUUCAACUGUGCUUACUGCAAGACAUCCUUGGCUGAUAUGUGCUUUGUGGAAGAGCAGAAUAGCGUAUACUGCGAGCGCUGUUAUGAGCAGUUCUUUGCACCGACCUGCUCCAGAUGCCACACUAAGAUCAUGGGGGAAGUGAUGCAUGCCCUAAGACAGACUUGGCACACGAGUUGCUUUGUUUGUGCUGCUUGUAAGAAGCCAUUUGGGAAUAGUCUCUUUCACAUGGAAGAUGGAGAACCUUACUGUGAGAAAGAUUACAUUGCUUUGUUCAGCACAAAAUGCCACGGCUGUGAUUUUCCUGUUGAAGCUGGAGAUAAAUUCAUUGAAGCCCUUGGACAUACUUGGCAUGAUACCUGCUUCAUUUGUGCUGUAUGCCAUGUGAAUUUGGAAGGUCAACCAUUCUACUCCAAGAAGGAUAAGCCACUGUGCAAGAAGCAUGCCCAUGCCAUCAAUGUUUAAAAAGAGCUGAAAAUCAGUAAUGCUGGGGAAACUGAUGACUAAAUGAGCAAUUAUAAAGUUGAUAACCAUGGCUAGCAUUUGUCUUGGUAGAAGCUAUAAAGUUGAUAUUUCUAAAAUUUCAUUUUAACUCGUUUCUUAGGAGCAGAACAUGCUUUUGCAUGGUUCAUAUAAAAUGAGCAAUCAAAACCAAAUUAAAUACUCCAUUUAAAAACAGAUUAUUAGUGCAGCAGUUUGGAGAAAUACUGAUUAAAACCUGUGAUUUGAAAUGUAAUACAUAAAUACAGUUUAAAAUGAACUACCCACAGCAGUUUUACUGCUUAGACCACACACUAGUGUUUAAGAAUAACAGGAAAAGUCCUGUUAUUGUAAUUGUAAUAACUCAUCUCUUGUAAUAGCUCAUUUUCUUUCAUAAAAAGAAUGAGUAAGUGCUAUAUUGACAAUAAUCAGUAGAACCAAAGGGCACAGCUUUCAAAGGGAAAUAAAUAGGUUAGGGUUUCCUCUAUGAAAAGUGUGUGCUAUUCCUUUAUGUUGUGGUGCUACCUCAUAGCAUCAAGUAUUUUAGAUUCUUUCCAAAUAAGAAGUUUGCCUUGAAUCCAUACAUAGCUCUGAAGCCUAAGAGACAAUGAGUAGCUUAGUUUGAGAAUGAAGUGGAAAUGGAAUUAACUCCUUCCACACCCAGUAAGAUUGAGGAAAGGUUGGGUCAACCUUGCUAGUGCACUUAGCUUAUAUGUGAGUAGUAGAUACCUCACUUUCAAAUCUUAAUGGAAAAGGCUAACUGGCUUUGUCCAGCCUGCUCUUAAAUUGAAUGGAAUCAGGCUGGCUGGAAAGGAACUGUGGCUAUUGAUUCAAAAACAGUUUGCCUUUCCUCUUGUGGGAAAAAAAAAACAAACCUGAACAUUACUUUGGUUUAUAAUGUCCACUGAUAUAAAGUGAGAGGUAGGAACCCAUUUCUGGAUCUUUAACACUGAUUAACAGCGAAGACACAUUUCUAUCUAGUACAGCUGGAAAGUGGGAGAUAGCUUGAAAAAGUUGCCAAAUCUAUCCCACAUACGUAGAAAAAAGGCACCUUUGCUUCUCCUGUGGAAUGUAAUCAAUCAAUGUUUUAUCAAUGUAAAUGAAUGUUGAUAAAAAUUCAUUGGGCAGCAUAACACCACAGACAGAUGCUUUUUAUUGUUUUCCUCAGUUUAAAUAUAACACAUUCUACAUUGUAGCAUUUGCCAUUGUAAGACAGUAGCUUUGACACUUCAUCUUAGUCCUAUUUUUAAAUAUUUUAUAAAAAACUUCAAAGUUGCUCAAACAUUUAUAAAACUGUUCGUUUUGUUUGGUUGGUUUGAUUUUUUUUGAAAGCAAUACUUGUAGUACUAGCAGUGAUUUUGAAUUCCUAAUUUUAAAUAUCUAUUUGUAUUGGAGGCAGCAGUUCUGUUGAAUAGAAAAUGGAGUUAUAAUGGAAAGCCUAAUCAAUAUUCAAGUUUUAUUAAUUUGCUUAAAUGAAAAUUCUGAUUGUGUAUUGAUAGCUUGCAGUACUGACAGUUUUUAAUUCGUAUUUCUGAGAGUGAGAAUGAGUUCUGUGGGCCACAUUCUGGUGCUAUCUGCACACUACUGUACCUUGUGUUUUGAGUAGCCGGGAAUGACUUGGCAUUGUCUGUCUUUUCCCUCCUAUAGGUAAUGCCAAUUCUAAGAACAUAGGUGUGUCUUUUUAGUGAUGAAAAGCUAUCCAAAGCUGUGGGGAGAAAUGCAGAGAGGAGGAAAUAAAAGAAAAGGGGGGUUAAUAUGUGAGUUAAAUUAGCUGCAGGCAGUCCACAUCUUGGAAGAAAAUAACAAUCGUAACUGCCUGUGGCAGUUCAGACAUGUAUGACCUGUGUUUAUUCAGCAGGUAUCUUAGUUCUCACUGAUCUUAGCAGGGAUCUGAUCUGAGUGCUUACAGGGUCAGAUUUUGAAUGCAUUCAUUAUUCUAUAACACUACUUCAUUAUAUGCAAAGCUUUUUUUUUUUUUCCUAUAGGAAACAAAUUUUCUGUUUUCAGUCAGUGCUGGGCUGAUGUAAACGUGGUUCCAUUAACUACAAAGCCCAGGUAUUUGGCUCAUAAUGUUCUCCAGAGGAAUAAACUAUAAUCAUGGAAGUUAAAUACAUUUUUACUCAUAUUUGAUUCAUUAAAUACCUUUUUAUAAGAGUGAGACAAUUCUAUACUUCCUUUUAAUUUUUGAAUGCAUUGAAGAUGCUCCUUGGGCAGACUUCUGUGUUACCCACUGACUGGGACUAGUCUCUUACUGUCAACAUCAAACUCUCAAAACAGGGAGUCUGACUCCUUGGCACAACAGACUGCUAGAGCAUGUAACACCACAGUAGAAUGUCAUGAUCUAAUCUAUGUAUUUAUGCGUGUCUCCCUCUCCACCUUCUCUGUCCCUAAGAGCUCCCUCUUUGCUGGUACUAUGAAGAAUACAGCAUUUUAGGAGAUGGUCAGAGAUGAUUGGCUGCAGCUAACCAGGGGUGUACAGUCUGUGCAGAGAAUGUGGUAGGCAGCCAGGCUGGAGCUGCUUCUUUCUUCUCCAUAUUCACAAGGGACCCCAAGAUUGCCAGAUGAAGUUGCACAGGACCUCCCAUCAGAAGCUCAGGUGGACAAGUAUGGGAUGUGGAAAGACUUCCAUUAGGGGUCUCGGUGUGAGCAGGGGAAGAGAGGUUUGGAUCAAAGAGGGCAGAGCACCUGCAGCAGCCAGAAUAUGGGGGGCUUGAGGGCCUCUGGUAUUGUGUAGAAGGGUGAAGCACUGGGGAGGCAGGGGAAGCUGGGGCUGGAGGAGGGAGAGGAGCUAGGUAAGGCCAGUUGCACUAAGUUGAUAUAUUAGAUACUUUCGUUGAGGCAGAGGGGGGAAGCAGAGAAUAGCCAGCAUGACUUGCUGUGGUCAAGGAAAAGGCUUGGCGCAGGAAAUUGGGGUACAAAGAGCUGACAAUAGUCCCAAUAUAUAGUAUGAAUGUAUACAGAAUGAGUGAGCAAGGAAGAUCCAGGAUCCUACCUAGUAGAAGUCAACACUGCAAAAGGGUGAAUGCAACAUAUGUUAGGUAUAGCUGAGCUAGCUUGUGCAGUGGCAACUGUGAAAAUGCAGCAGCAGAGAUUUCAGUGGGAGCUGUACUAACUUGAAGGGGUCCUGAAAAUUUCCUUGGACAGGUAAUCUGCACUGUAACACAUGCCCUGACUCCAGCUGGUGUCUGAGCAAGUGAGAUUAAAACUAGUUUACAUAUCAGUUUAUGAGGUACAGUGAUAUCUCUGAGUGAAAAACAGAGAUACCCUGAGGAUUAUCAUGUAAUAAAUUUCCUGUUUUGACUUGUGCUGCUUCAUAAUAUGGUCCAAAAAUAGGGAAUCCACUUACCUGCCCUUACAUAAUUUUUGCACAUAUCUGAACCAGAAAUUUGUGAAUAGUAAUGUAGAAUUUUAACUUUCACAGGGAUAGAAUCCCACAUAACGCUGAUACUCUUCUGCUAUAUGUCACCUUUGUGAUAUGGAGGAAAAGAUGCAUACUUAUAUAAUUCAGAACAGGGCCCUUCAACUAUCACUGAACAUAAAUGCUAUACAAAAAUAGUGUUUGCAGGAUGAAUAAUGUGCACUUGUUUAUGUUUUCUGUCUUGUAACAGAUGCCUGGGAUAAGUCAUAAGUUCCUCUAAAUAUUUAUAUUAAUUAACAUGGGACUUUACGUGACAAAACAAAGAUCCUGUACCUCUGAAUGACCAAAUAAGAAUACCGGUAUUUUGUCUAAUACGGUGUUCAGCAUCUUUUCAGUCAAUGGCUUCAAAAAUGACCUUAAUGCUUUUUCUCUUUUUCCGCUCUUUUUGCAUAAGAGAGUAAAGAUUACCAAAGAAGGCCUUGCUUUUAUUAUCUGAAAAGAAAACCACUCAUCUGACUUAUUUUUUCUAAGUUAAUUUGUAACGUACUGGAUUCACAUAUUGCAAUUUUAAACAAGGGAAAAUAUUUUACUUUGGUCCUUCAGUGGUCAGUACUUUGGGUGAAAUGUUUUCUUAAAGACAUACUUAUGUUUAAUAAUGUGAACAGCCAGCACUGAACACACUCAUUAGUGUCUAGUGCUGGGAAUGCUAAUGUUUAUUUGUAAUACUUGUCUCCAGGUAGCAGAUAUUGUUUAGUAUUUACAAACAUCAGAAUUUGAAACUGAGUGAUUUCUUGUCUGCAGUGAUCAUAGAAGCCUAGGUUUUAUAAUAUAAUUACAUGUUGACUUGAUACCACAAGUGCCCUUGCUUUUAGACACAUAUUUUUCUGAAGUUCUUAGUUAGUUCAGGUCAGAAUGCAGCAUGGUUUAUGAGGUGUGAGUAAUUGUACUUUGCAUGGAUUACCUGUGCCAACAUGGAUAAAACAGUCUAGUAAUAAAAUGAAUGUACAAAUACAUUUAAAGCUUUACAGUUUGGACAUAUUUGUUAAUACGGCACGUGAACAGCUGACAGCAUACACAAGCUUGUAUUCUCUACUUCAAACCUGAAAAUAAAAUUAGAAGCAUUGGUUUCAA
This is a messenger RNA of Lagopus muta (rock ptarmigan), 6936 nucleotides long. It is a transcript of the gene LDB3, whose product is annotated as LIM domain binding 3. Gene Ontology annotation, cellular component: stress fiber; filamentous actin; adherens junction. The transcript is spliced from 17 exons. NCBI's taxonomy places the organism in Eukaryota, Metazoa, Chordata, Aves, Galliformes, Phasianidae. The record is from RefSeq and is a predicted model, not a curated record. Gene Ontology annotation, biological process: actin cytoskeleton organization; heart development; muscle structure development. Gene Ontology annotation, molecular function: actin binding; muscle alpha-actinin binding. Bases 165 to 2432 code for a protein of 755 amino acids.